CUGCAUUCGCACACGAGAGCCCAGAGGCGUGCACACGUCGUGAGAAUAUCUCAAUCUUGAACGCGAUUUCCCUCGACACAUAUCAAACAGUAUUACGUCGUAUCCUACUGCGUAUUCAUAUUCCAGUUCCCUUUGUUUUCGUCUAGUCUGUUCGAAUAUCGAAUACUAGUUUACAGUGCGUCGACGAUGUCUUCGGUGAUGUUAGAAUCGUUCAACGACAAAGUAGCAAUGUUCGACCAAUAUGCGAACAAGCACAAGGAUAAGCAGAGCAAAAAUCCAUUCACGUCCGGCUUAAACAUUGAAAAACGGAAAUUCUCGAAGGAGGAAUAUGGCAGGCCGCAAGCUGGCUCUUUGACAGACAUUCGUGGUCGUAAAGCAACGGCACACAUCCUCAAAGAGGUGCUCGAACUUUGCGAGAUCAUUCAUCAAGAGGGAACGCCGUGUCGGGACCAACCAGAAAUUAUUGCCAUCACGUUUGGCGAUCUAUUCAACAUUUACACUCACAUAAGCGAUAAAUGCGUAGGGCUGCUGCUGAGAGCCAGGAAACAAAAGUUCGUGGACUUCGAGGGAGAGGUUCUGUUUCAGAGACGGGAUGAUGACGUACCAAUCUACCUGGUGAAGCCCAUCAAUGAAAUUCGGCAAUUAUUUAAUGAACGACUGAAAGAAAUUGCAAAAGAGACGUCGAUAAGUUAACAAUUACUUUCAUCUUUCAUCCUGUUCUUCGACGAAUAAUUCCAGACAAAAUUGAAGAGUCCUUGGUUGAACAAUGUUAUCCUGUAUUUAUUUUCGAUAUAGACGUUAGAAGCAACGCGAACGACCAUUGUAUAGUUUGUAAUUUUUACUUGAGGUGUAUGUACGUGAAAUGAAUGAGUGGCUUGGAAAUUCAAGAAUGAGCCGAUGUAGAUCGAUAAAAUAUAAACACUGUGCAAUGUACAAUGUGAUAUUUCCAUAGAGUUAUUAGAAAUAAAGAUUCUUUUCUAGCA
Frieseomelitta varia is the source of this 983-nucleotide messenger RNA. Its product is annotated as actin-binding Rho-activating protein-like. The record is from RefSeq and is a predicted model, not a curated record. The transcript has 4 exons. Gene Ontology annotation, biological process: positive regulation of Rho protein signal transduction. The coding region runs from base 187 to 693 and encodes 168 amino acids. Lineage: Eukaryota; Metazoa; Arthropoda; Insecta; Hymenoptera; Apidae. Gene Ontology annotation, molecular function: actin binding.